Messenger RNA from Symphalangus syndactylus (siamang), 2468 nucleotides. It is a transcript of the gene MMP17, whose product is annotated as matrix metallopeptidase 17. The record is from RefSeq and is a predicted model, not a curated record. Gene Ontology annotation, biological process: extracellular matrix organization; collagen catabolic process; proteolysis. Gene Ontology annotation, molecular function: zinc ion binding; metalloendopeptidase activity. NCBI's taxonomy places the organism in Eukaryota, Metazoa, Chordata, Mammalia, Primates, Hylobatidae. Gene Ontology annotation, cellular component: extracellular matrix.
GCGCAGCGGAGAGAGGGGAGAGGAGGGCGCCGGGCUGCGGAGCGCGGAGCGGAGGGCGCGGGACUCUGCACGCCGCCCGCGGGCCCAUGUGAGCGCCAUGCGGCGCCGCGCAGCCCGGGGACCCGGCCCGCCGCCCCCAGGGUCCGGACUCCCGCCGCUGCCGCUGCCGCUGCUGCUGCUGCUGCUGCUGCUGCUGGCGCUAGGGACCCGCGGGGGCUGCGCCGCGCCCGCACCCGCGCCGCGCGCCGAGGACCUCAGCCUGGGAGUGGAGUGGCUAAGCAGGUUCGGUUACCUGCCCCCGGCUGACCCCACAACAGGGCAGCUGCAGACGCAAGAGGAGCUGUCGAAGGCCAUCACAGCCAUGCAGCAGUUUGGCGGCCUGGAGGCCACCGGCAUCCUGGACGAGGCCACCCUGGCCCUGAUGAAAACCCCGCGCUGCUCCCUGCCAGACCUCCCUGUCCUGACCCAGGCUCGCAGGAGACGCCAGGCUCCAGCCCCAACCAAGUGGAACAAGAGGAACCUGUCGUGGAGGGUCCGGACAUUCCCACGGGACUCGCCACUGGGGCGCGACACGGUGCGCGCACUCAUGUACUACGCCCUCAAGGUCUGGAGCGACAUUGCACCCCUGAACUUCCACGAGGUGGCAGGCAGCGCCGCCGACAUCCAGAUCGACUUCUCCAAGGCCGACCACAACGAUGGCUACCCCUUCGACGGCCCCGGCGGCACCGUGGCCCACGCCUUCUUCCCCGGCGACCACCACACUGCCGGGGACACCCACUUUGACGACGACGAGGCCUGGACCUUCCGCUCCUCCGAUGCCCACGGGAUGGACCUGUUUGCGGUGGCUGUCCACGAGUUUGGCCACGCCAUUGGGUUGAGCCAUGUGGCCGCCACGCACUCCAUCAUGCGGCCGUACUACCAGGGCCCGGUGGGUGACCCGCUGCGCUACGGGCUCCCCUACGAGGACAGGGUGCGCGUUUGGCAGCUGUACGGUGUGCGAGAGUCUGUGUCUCCCACGGCACAGCCCGAGGAGCCUCCCCUGCUGCCGGAGCCCCCACACAACCGUUCCAGCGUCCCGCCCAGGAAGGACGUGCCCCACAGAUGCAGCACUCACUUUGACGCGGUGGCCCAGAUCCGGGGUGAAGCUUUCUUCUUCAAAGGCAAGUACUUCUGGCGUCUGACUCGGGACCGGCACCUGGUGUCCCUGCAGCCGGCACAGAUGCACCGCUUCUGGCGGGGCCUGCCGCUGCACCUGGACAGCGUGGACGCCGUGUACGAACGCACCAGCGACCACAAGAUCGUCUUCUUUAAAGGAGACAGGUACUGGGUGUUCAAGGACAAUAACGUAGAGGAAGGAUACCCGCGCCCCGUCUCCGACUUCAGCCUCCCGCCUGGCGGCAUCGACGCUGCCUUCUCCUGGGCCCACAAUGACAGGACUUAUUUCUUUAAGGACCAGCUGUACUGGCGCUACGAUGACCACACGAGGCGCAUGGACCCCGGCUACCCCGCCCAGAGCCCCCUGUGGAGGGGUGUCCCCAGCACGCUGGAUGACGCCAUGCGCUGGUCCGACGGUGCCUCCUACUUCUUCCGUGGCCAGGAGUACUGGAAAGUGCUGGAUGGCGAGCUGGAGGCGGCACCCGGGUACCCGCAGUCCACGGCCCGGGACUGGCUAGUGUGUGGAGACUCACAGGCCGACGGAUCUGUGGCUGCGGGCAUGGACGGGGUGGAGGGGCCCCGCGCCCCUCCGGGACAGCAUGACCAGAGCCGCUCGGAGGACGGUUACGAGGUCUGCUCUUGCACCUCUGCGGCAUCCUCUCACCCGGGGGCCCCAGGCCCACUGGUGGCUGUCACCACGCUGCUGCUGCUGCUGCUGCCACUGUCACCAGGUGCCCUGUGGACAGCGGCCCAGGCCCUGACGCUGUGACGCACAGCGCGAGCCCAUGAGAGGACAGAAGCUUGGGGACAGCCUGGCCAUAGAGGGCAAGGACUGCGCCGAGUCCCUGGGGGAGGUGCUGGCGCGGGACGAGGAUGGGCCACCCUGGCGCCGGAAGGUCAGCAGAGGGCGCUGCCCGCCAGGGCUGGGCAGACUCAGGCGGCCGGGACGGAGCUGUCCACUAGUGAGGGACUGCGUUGACUGACGAGCCAAGGGGUGGCUGCUCCAGAGGGGUGCCCGGUCAGGCCGCACCGCCACCAGCCUCCCCCGGCCCUGGAGGGAGCAUCCCGGGCUGGGGGCCCGCCCCUCUCCGUGCCGACGCCGCCAACCCCACCCACACUGCUGCCUGGUGCUCCCGCCGGCCCACAGGGCCUCCGUCCCCAGGUCCCCAGUGGGGCAACCCUCCCCACAGACGAGCCCCCCACACAGUGCCGUGGCACGUCCCCCUGUGACGCGUUCCAGACCACCACGCUGUGCCGCGGCACGUCCCCUCCGUGACGCGUUCCGGACCAACAUGACCUCUCCCUGCUUUGUA